AUGGCAGUAAAGAGUAAAAAUCAAACCCCACCGAAGAAACUAUCCGUGUCGAAGAAAGCCGCACUGAUGAAAAAGGAUCUGAAUCCUGAAGAUGACGAUAUGCUGGACAGCGAGGAGGAAGAUGACGAUAUGAUGGAGCUAGAAGAUGAUGAAUCCAUAGCACCGGAUGAUAAUUCCGAUGAUGACGAGGAGAUGGAAGUUGAGGCACCAACAUCGGCCAAAAAGACAAAACUGGCAAAGGGCAAAUUACCACCCUCUAAGGAACCGAAAGGAAAAGGAGCUGAUAAGAAGCAGGAGAAGGCGAAGAAAUCCGCCAAUGCAGAAGGACCAUCGACACCGACCGGAAAACAAACGAACGGCACGAAAAAGCCUGCCGCUCUCGCGCUAACACAAAAGGAUUCGCGCUCGGAACGGGUACAGCGGACCGUUUGCGUCAAGCAUCUAAGACCGAACAGUACCGAUGAGGAAAUUGUAAAAUUCUUUGCUAGCGCGGGCAAAUGUACCGUAGCUAAACGUGUGCGAAGCAAGGCUAUGGCGAUGGUAUUGCUAGAAAGUACCGAACAGAUCGAGAAGGCCAUCUGUCUGAACGGAAAAUCACUUAACGGGCAUGCGGUUAUCGUUGAACGCUCCAAGUUCCUCGAUAGGGAAGAUGUGCUUAACGAGAAGAAAAAGCUUCGAACGAAAAAGAGGAAGUUGGAACGUCGCAAAAUGGCAAGACAGCAGGCAGCAGGAGUUGAUAAAAAGGAACCUAUUACCGAGGCAAACGGUAAAGAGCAGAAGAAAGGCAAGAAAGGCAAGCAGAAGGUGGCAGGGGUUGACAAAGCGGAACGUACUACCGCGGCAAACGAUAAAGGGCCCAAAAAAAACAAGCAGAAAGCAGCAGGGGUUGCUAAAAAGGAAUCUACUACCGUAUUCAACGGUAAAGCGGCGAAGAAAAGCAACACAAACAAGAAGGAGGGCGGUAGUAAGUCCAAGAAGUUAGGGAAAGGUAAAGAUGUUGCAAGCCCUACUGCGGCCAUCGUAUCUAGUAAACCAGUAACAUCUGCGUCGGAAUCAAAAGCUACCAAGAAGAAGGAAUCAAAAGGGAAAAAAGUGACAAAAUAA
Molecule: messenger RNA, 1104 nt
Organism: Anopheles moucheti
Lineage: Eukaryota; Metazoa; Arthropoda; Insecta; Diptera; Culicidae
Product: nucleolin-like
Exons: 1
Coding region: 1-1104 (367 amino acids)
Molecular function (GO): RNA binding
Source: RefSeq, a predicted model, not a curated record